Messenger RNA from Clonostachys solani, 1551 nucleotides. The record is from the annotation of a GenBank genome assembly. NCBI's taxonomy places the organism in Eukaryota, Fungi, Ascomycota, Sordariomycetes, Hypocreales, Bionectriaceae.
AUGUUCGAUGUGAAUAUCGGUGAUGGUGCUCUACCAUGUAGCCAAUGUGCUAAGCGAAAGCUAUCCUGCAACAAGGGUUCCAAAGCUCGAUUCCGUUUAAUGUCAGAAGGAUCAAAAGAAUUUCCUUCGGAUCAGACAUGGUGUCGGACUAUUUCAAAAAGAAUCGAGUUUGUUGACCAAAGUCUAGAGAUCGCGAGACAGUACGAUGGUGGAUCAGAAGCUGAAGAUGAAGAGUUCCCGGCCGACCGUUUCAAGGAUCACGCGCAUAUUUCGCCGCCAAUAGCCGAGAACUGCGACCCAAACUCUCGCCUGCCCCCUGCUUCAAACAGUCUAUCUAUCGAGGAUCAGAUUAUUUCUCAGAUAUCACCUCAGACUGGCUCAGAUAUCAGCCAGUCACCGCUUAUCCGUGAUUGGGCUCAGCCGGCAUCGGAGUGUUCCAUAGAGUCUACCAUCAGGCAGUUCAAACGCCUGGAGCUCCCUCAAGCGGCCCUCAAAGAAAAAGAUAAGGCCCUCCUCAUUCGACACUUUGUCCAAGUUGUUGGCCCUGCAUUUGACUUUUACGACGAAGGCCGGAAGGUCGGGAGGGAGCUCACGGAGCGGGCUAUUUCUUGCCAGCCCCUCCUUCAUCUGGUGUACAACGCAUCUGCUAAGAGCCUAGGCCUCUCACUAGACUUGGAUAAUCCCUCUGAAAGUCUUGAUAGCCCUAUUGCUCUAUCGCAUAUCGAUGAUGGGAACAAUGGCGCGGCCGCCGCACUUCUCUCGAGGUUCAUUUUCAAUCUUGAGGAUAGACACGACUUGUCCCAAAGCUUCACGAUUCUGGACACCCCAAGUCCCAGAUUCCAUAUCCAGGACGAGUUUCAAGAAGCCAUCAUGUGGGCAAGCUUGAGACAAGAAGUGUUUUUUGCUCUCAUGAAUCAACGGCACGUAGAUGUGCCUGUCGAUCGCCAUGCGCUGGAAUCUCUUCUCCAGGAUCAUCUUCUCCAGACGGCAGACGACGGCACUUGGUGCAACAGAAUGCUACUGCAUCUUUUUGACACCAUACAGUACUGUUUCGGUGAUGCACAUAGUUCGUCCACGUAUGACCAACUAUUCAGUUACGCCAACACGUGGAUGUCUUCCAAGCCGUCAUCCUUCACUCCUGUCUUUUCCCAAGAUGGUCCUGAUGGCCAAAUUUUGCCCGAGAUAUGGUUUCUGCACAGCUGUGCAGCUGCAGGCAUGCAAUAUUACCAUUUAGUCAGAAUUCUCCUCACGGCACAUAACCCCCGUGUCCCCAGGAUAGGACCAGCAAAGAAGGCAGCCAUCGAAUGGAUUGACGAGCAAGUAAGAGGCCAUGCAAAGAUGGUUUGUGGGAUUGCGGAAUCGUUGGAAGAAAUCAACCCGGGUCACCUCUCUGCAUGCAUGGCUAUCGCUCUUGCUGGCGACUACUUUCACGAAGAGGAAGAGCAAGCAAUUUUACUAAACCUCAUGACCAAAACCUCGUCAUAUUAUGGCUGGUCAACGGGCUCAACCCAGAAGUAUUUGCAGGAGACUUGGAAGCUACCAGAAAGAUAA